AUGGGGACCGCACUUGUGUACCACGAGGACAUGACAGCCGCCCGGCUGCUCUGGGACGACCCUGAGUGUGAGAUCGAGUGUCCUGAGCGCCUGACCACUGCCUUGGAGCACCUGCAGCAGCAAGGUCUGGAGCAAAGGUGUCUGCGGCUGGCAGCCCGCGAGGCCUCAGAGGCGGAGCUGGGCCUGGUGCACAGCCCCGAGUAUGUGGCGCUGUUGCGGGGGACCCAGGCCUUGGGCACCGGGGAGCUCCAGGCCCUGUCCAAGCAGUACGAUGCUGUCUACCUCCAUCCGAGUACCUUCCACUGUGCCCGGCUGGCCGCGGGGGCUGCGCUGCAGCUGGUGGACGCGGUGCUGACGGGAGCUGUGCGCAACGGGCUCGCCCUGGUGAGGCCUCCUGGACACCACAGCCAGAGGGCUACUGCCAACGGAUUCUGCAUGUUCAACAACGUGGCCAUAGCAGCCAAACACGCCCAGCAGCAGCACAGGUUGCGCAGGGUCCUCAUCGUUGACUGGGAUGUCCAUCAUGGUCAGGGCAUCCAGUAUAUCUUCGAGGAUGACCCCAGCGUCCUUUACUUCUCCUGGCACCGCUACGAGCACGGACACUUCUGGCCGCAUCUGCGGGAGUCAGACGCCGAUGUCGUCGGACGGGGGCGGGGCCUUGGCUUCACUGUUAACCUGCCCUGGAACCAGGUCGGGAUGGGAAAUGCUGAUUAUGUGGCCGCCUUCCUGCACGUGCUGCUGCCCCUGGCCUUUGAGUUCGACCCUGAACUGGUCCUAGUCUCUGCAGGAUUCGACUCAGCCAUCGGCGAUCCAGAGGGACAGAUGCUGGCCACGCCGGAGUGCUUCGCCCACCUCACGCAGCUGCUGCAGGUGCUGGCUGGCGGCCGGGUCUGCGCCGUGCUGGAGGGUGGUUACCACCUGGAGUCCCUCUCCCAGUCUGUGUGCAUGACGGUGCGAGCGCUGCUGGGCGACCCUGCCCUGCCCUUGUCAGGGCCCAUGGAGCCCCAUGGCAGUGCCCUGGAGUCCCUCCAGCGUGUGCGGGCAGCCCAGGCCCCUCACUGGGUGAGCCUCCAGCAGCAAGGUCAGCCUGACUUGGGUCGGCAGGUGGGAUGGCGCCUCAGGCUCCGGUCGGUGGCUGUUACUCUGAACCACCCUGUACCCCUAGGUGCCGCCCCUGUACUGAGCCCCGGCACCCCCUGCCCAGAGGGGAGGCCCUCACCGCUGCCACCGGGGGAGCCCAAAUUCAAGGCAGCAGUGACUCAGGCCGCUGAUGCUCUGAGCUUGCUCCUGGACCAGCUGCACCUCCACCCCACACCCCCUGUCCGCGUGGCUGUUGCCCUGACUGUGCCAGACGCUGGCCGGGCCCUGCCCCAGGGUGUCCUCUGUGAGGAGGGGUCACUGCCGCGGGAGGAGACGCAGGCCUGGGCCAGACCACGUGAGGCCCUGGCCCAGGACGAGGCCCUCACUGCACUCGGGAAGGUCCUGUACCUCUUGGACAGGAUCCUGGAUGGGCAGGUGAGCAGUGGCGUGGCAGCCACCCUAGCCCCUGCAGCAGCUGCCACCCUGGAUGUGGCCGUUCGGUAUGGCCUGUCCCACGGAGCCCAGAGGCUGCUGUGUGUGGCCGUGGGACAGCUGGAUCGGCCCCCAGAUCUCACCGAUGAUGGGAGGAAUCUAUGGCUGAACAUUGGGGGCAAGGAGGCAACUGCCCCGUCCACGUUCCACGUCUCUGUGCCACUGCCAGUGACAACUGGUGGGUUCCUGAGCUUUGCCCUGGCCCUGGUGCUGCCCCUGGCCUACAGCUUCCAGCCUGACCUGGUGCUGGUGGCGCUGGGGCUGGCCCAUGGCCUGCGGGACCCCCAAGCUGCACUCCUGGCUGCACUACUUCGGGGACCGGCAGGCGGCCGAGUCUUGGCCCUUGUGGAUGAGGAAUCCACACCCCAGCUUGCGACAGUCCUGGCCAGCGUGCUGAAUGGGGAGGCACCCCCUAGCCUGGGCCCCUUCUCCAUGGCCACCCCAGAGGACACGCAGGCCCUGAUGUACCUGAGACCACGGCUGGAGCCAAGGUGGAAGAUGCUGCAGGUGUCUGGACCCAGCCCGGAAGUGCCCGUGGACGCGGCCUCCAGGCUCUGCCCCUUGCGCGUGGGCCGCCGGCCCCCGGGUGACGCAGUUCCGGCGCGCUCGCGCUUGCGGUCGGGCUGGUCGCGCGGCGGUGACGCGAUGGCGGCGCUGCGCGCGCCUCCUAGGGCUGAGGGGACCCUGAGAAGGCGGGUCAGGCCGCGCGCGCCUUCCUCCGGCUGA
Molecule: messenger RNA, 2298 nt
Organism: Rangifer tarandus platyrhynchus (Svalbard reindeer)
Lineage: Eukaryota; Metazoa; Chordata; Mammalia; Artiodactyla; Cervidae
Source: the annotation of a GenBank genome assembly